Hydatigera taeniaeformis is the source of this 1413-nucleotide messenger RNA. The record is from the annotation of a GenBank genome assembly. Lineage: Eukaryota; Metazoa; Platyhelminthes; Cestoda; Cyclophyllidea; Taeniidae.
AUGCCGCCUUGUCUCCGGUCUGGUAGAUUUGGUCUAUUGAUUUCUUAUUUCCUUUCCGUGCGGUCAAUUCACGACCUUCGGAUACCUACCUGUGCAGUUCCUAAUAAGGUUCCAAAGCGGGUAAAUCAUCCAGCUGAGCUUUUCCAAAAUCUUCAAAGUGGUCAGAAUAUAUUUGUUCAGGGUGGUGCUAUGACACCUACACAUUUGGUUAAGCACCUCUAUCAGCAUGCCAUUGAAAAGAAUUUAACAAACCUUAAAACGGUACAUAUUCACACAGAAGGUGAAUUUCCCGUCAAUGAUGAGUCUGUAAAACACCGUUUCCGUAGCAUUUCUCUUUUUACUGGUGGAAACUGUCGCAAAGCUAUCGCGUCUGGACAGGGCGACUAUGUUCCUAUCUUCCUUCAUGAAAUUCCAAAACUUUUUCGUCGUGGUGCUAUACCCCUUCACUAUGCCCUUAUAAAUGUCUCGCCUCCGGAUCAUCAUGGGUUUUGUUCAAUUGGCUGCAGUGUCGACGUGACAAGAAGCGCACUAGAAUCUGCUUCCAUUAUUGUUGCUCAGAUAAAUCCUCACGUUCCUCUCUGUAAGGGUGAUGCCGAAAUUCACAUCAGUAACAUUGACUACACCAUUGAUGGACCCAUGCCUCUUCAUGAAUUACCCGUUAGGCAAAGCUCUCCACAGGAGAAGAAGAUUGCCGAGCUCAUAGCCAAUGAAUUGGUUGCUGAUGAGGCUACCCUUCAAACCGGAAUCGGUUCAAUCCCUGAUUCUGUUUUAGCUCUUCUCAAUGACCAUAAAAAUCUAGGUGUCCAUACCGAACUCUUUUCUGAUGGGCUUGUUGACCUCUUCAAAAGUGGAGCCGUCACCAAUGCUAAGAAGCGGCUCUUCCCUGGUAAAAUUGUCUCAAGUUUUGUUAUUGGCUCAAAAAAAUCAUUCGAUUUCGUUAAUGCUAACAACGGUAUUGAUUUGCGAGACAUCGCAUGGACGAAUAGUCCCUCAAACAUUGCUCAAAAUCCACGUCCCACUGCAAUAAACUCGUGCAUCGAGAUUGAUAUUACUGGUCAGAUUGUCUCCGACUCAAUCGGUUCACGAAUUUACUCCGGUUUUGGUGGUCAAGUCGACUUUUUGAGGGGUGCUGCUAUAGCCGUCGAUGGUCUAGGCGUUCCUAUCAUUGCUUUGGCCUCAACUACCAAAAAAGGUCAGUCGAAAAUUGUGCCAUACCUACAAAAAGGUGCUGGUGUUGUUACCACAAGAGCACAUGCUCAUUAUGUUGUGACUGAGUACGGUAUUGCCUACCUUUUUGGCAAAUCUCUUCGUCAGCGAGCCUACGAGCUGAUACGUAUUGCUAACCCUGUUCACAGAGAACAACUGGAAAAGGAUGCUUAUGAAAUGCUCAAUGUCAUGCCCUCAGCUGACUAG